AUGGAACUCUUGGGAAUAUUUGUCUUGGUACUUGCCGCAGUGGCAACUAAUGCUGGUGUGGCUAAAAAAAUACGUCAACCACCGAGUCCCGACAAAGUAGCCUUAAUGGCCCGUUUCAUCGUCAACGAAUCUAACUACACCGCGAUAGGGACGACAAGUGUGAGACAGAAUACCUUAAACUAUCCCUACGUGAGUCUAUUGUCUCUGAGCGAUGGACUCCCGGGGAACGGCAGUGGCGUCCCUUACGUGUUUAUCACUCCACUGGACCAACCAGGACAUGAUGUUAAAAAAAGUGAAAAUGUUACCAUGAUGAUGUCGUUGGCUCAAGGCGAUUGGUGUACGUACAAGAACUACGAUCCCAUGGAUCCGCGUUGCGCUCGAGUCACUCUCGCCGGUAAAAUGAAGAAAAUCGACAAAGAGAACCCAGAAUUCGCGAGUGCAAAGGCAGGAGUUUUCGGACGCCAUCCGUUGCUGUCUCAUGUGCCAGCGAGUCACGGCUUUUACUUUGCUAAAAUGGAGAUAGAAUCUAUUUUUGUUCUGUCUGAUUUUGGAGGAUCGGCGAACGUCACUCCUCAGGACUACUACAAUGCUGACAAACAGGAAUUAUCUCGAUACACUCGUUUCUACAAGAGGUAA
This is a messenger RNA of Copidosoma floridanum, 636 nucleotides long. RefSeq names its product protein CREG1-like. The record is from RefSeq and is a predicted model, not a curated record. NCBI's taxonomy places the organism in Eukaryota, Metazoa, Arthropoda, Insecta, Hymenoptera, Encyrtidae.